Molecule: messenger RNA, 1434 nt
Organism: Capronia epimyces CBS 606.96
Lineage: Eukaryota; Fungi; Ascomycota; Eurotiomycetes; Chaetothyriales; Herpotrichiellaceae
Exons: 2
Coding region: 1-1434 (477 amino acids)
Molecular function (GO): protein binding
Source: RefSeq, a predicted model, not a curated record
AUGGUCAUGGUGACGAAUGUGCUUCGACGGUCGACGACUACCAGCGUGGGCGAGCAUGACUCCUCGAUCGGCUAUACUUCACGUCGAUCUUCUACCGCGGAUGGGCCACCUCCUCGACGGUCGAGUCUGGCCGGCCUGUCUCUCCGCAUCUCGCGGUCUAAGAGAUCCAAACCGGCGAGGGAGGCGGUCACAUGCUGUGAGACUGCGGCACAACAGCUGGGCGAAGCAUUCUUUUCACUGCCAGACGAGAUCAUCGUUCAGAUCCUCUGUUACCUCGGUCCGAGCGACGUGUUCGCUCUCCGUCUGACUUCCCAAUUCAUCUACUCUUUCCUGCAAGGCCAUGCCGCCCCAAUAGCACGGUCGCUCCUUGUCCGACAAGCCUACGAGCGCAGUCCAGAUGACAAAAAAUCCCAAUAUACCUACAAUUACAUUCAGACCCUAUAUCCUCACCCGCUUCCUUGCAUCUCUACAGAUUACCUCCUACAAAUGCUGAAACGACAAAGUCAGAUCGAUAGAAUGCUAUCCGUCAUCGCCAGCUAUGUCCACAUGAAGAUCUACAUGAUCCCCAGCUGUCCCCGAUUUGAUGACUUUGCUCCCUACGAGGCGAAGCUGAUUUGCCGCCUACAUUUGGCUGCUUGGACACUGUAUCACUUUCUCGAGAAGUACAGAGAGAUGCUCGUCUUUGAACACCCGAACCACCCAGCUCCACCAAAUCCAUCCGAAGCAAUGGAGCGGUCUUGCCGGUCAUGCACCGCCUUCGUGAGAUCUCUCCUGCCAUCCUACCCCGGUACUGAGAUCAUCCCUGCAUACUACUUCUACGAGCUCUGCCGGCAACAUCUUCGGUCUUUGAGUCGAGCGCCCGCUUAUGCUGGAUCAAUCGAGCGACGGCUCAGGGGGUGGAGUCGGAAACCUCCAAGCGACGCAGAUUUGGCUACACUCGUGGUGCUGGGAGGGAUUCCUGAACUAUGUAAGCUGAACAUGCUCAAAGGGACGUACAACCAGCGUAUUGAGGUAAUCGGCUCGUUUGUCGAUAAGGUCCACGGCGAGGCCACACGCACUGACACAGCAGAUUCUUCACGACCAGGAGCGCAGAGUUCUCUUGGCAGAGACAGCACACCAAUUUCUUUCCCCCGACUUAAAAGCCCUCUGGCCGUGCCAUUGCAAAACAUUUCGCAUGAAACUCUGACUGCAGUCCCCGAUCUGGACAGCUUUGUCAUAGGCUCUGAUGAGUGGGUCACCCGGAUGUUUGAGUUGGUCGGUCCAGAGGAUCAGAUUGUCAGUGCAUUUGGGUUUGUCCAGAAUGUGCUUGCUGGCAAAUGGUACCAAACAAGAACGGCCUCCGGCCGUGGAGGUGAAGGAGAGCCUGUGGGCAGUCAAGAAGAUGACGAAGGCGGGGACCUGGACUUUUUGGCUCCUGUGAAAGGAUUCGAUUGA